Molecule: messenger RNA, 3408 nt
Organism: Orbilia oligospora ATCC 24927
Lineage: Eukaryota; Fungi; Ascomycota; Orbiliomycetes; Orbiliales; Orbiliaceae
Exons: 1
Coding region: 1-3408 (1135 amino acids)
Biological process (GO): tRNA methylation
Cellular component (GO): cytoplasm
Molecular function (GO): protein binding
Source: RefSeq, a predicted model, not a curated record
AUGAAAUCGAGAUCCUAUGUAGGACCCGUUACCUCGUUGGCAUUCUUCGGGGAUGACCUCCUCGUUGGCCACGGGUUGGAGCUCAAGUUCUUUAUGCUUUCGAAUUCUCAGCCUUCAUUACAGUGGAGGAAACGAAUUUUCAAGAGAGAACGGAUCCAAGGCAUUCAGCUUAGCUCGCCUACCCAGAAUGAAGGGCCAGCAUCGAAUGCUAAUGUGCUCCUUUGGGGUGGUAAAAGAUUCCGGAUCAUUCAUCUGGCUGAUCUUAUGGACCCGAGCUUUAACAUUAAGAUUGAGGAUGAAAUACCGGCCCCAGAUUGGAUUCUACACUCAGUUUUCUUAGAACCUGAUGGCGACGUCCCAAGGAUAGCAAUGAUGACAGCCCACAAUACAAUUUUAACAUACAGACAUGAGCAAAGUAUCGAGUUGGCUUCCAGGUACAGAUGGUACCCAAGCCCGGAGCGGUGCUUGCUCUACUCAGCGACACUUUUUCGAGACUCCACAACCCAGACGACCAAUGAUCUCGUGGCCAUUGCUGGAACAGUGUUUGGCGAGGUAUUAUUAUGGAAAUUAGACACUUCACAGGAUAAAGUUCCUGAGAAAGUCGAGUUGUCCGCUAGAUAUCUGUCUCAUGAGGGAUCAGUCUUCGGGGUUUCUAUAUCUCCAGACUUUUCGUAUGCUGCGAGCUGCAGCGACGACCGUACAAUCAGGCUAUGGAAUAUCAAGGCGGAUAUUGUUGGCUUAGAAGGUUGCCGCGAAGUCAAAGAGCCUUUAGCUAUCGGAUGGGGUCACCAAGCGAGAAUUUGGGGCGUAAAGUUUCUGCAGGCCGAGGAAGGAUAUGUCCGGAUAAUCAGUUUCAGCGAGGAUCUAACAGCCAAAGUAUGGUCUAUGAGACUUGACGGACCGAACCCUCUUAUUUGCACACAAACUUUUAAGAACCUCCAUUCUGCAAGCGGGAAAAACAUAUGGAGCCUAGCAAUACACCCUUCCGAACGGCAUUUUGUUACUGGAGGUGCGGAUGGUGGGAUUGCAUCAUGGAAAAUCUUAGAGGAUGUGCGAGAGACGCCUGCUAUCAAGGAAACCAUAGCCAACCUCGAAGAAAUCCUUCCACCACCACAAGCCUCGGGAGGGAAGUCUAUUAAAGAUGAGCCCAGGAAAUACGUCGCACUUGGGAGUCGUUCUUUUAUCGUCGCUAUGUCUUCGGGCUGGCUACUACAUUGUAAUUUGUCUAAGCCUAGCACCGAGUGGCAGAAAGUCGGCUUUUGGCCACAGAUUAAAAAUCUUUCAGCGAUGGGGGCGGGGAGGUUUGAGACUGACGGAACAUACAAUCACCUCGUUGCCCUAGGUGAUAAUACCGGGAAAGUUCUACUCCAGACCUGGCACCGCUAUCUACCAGCUACACCCACCAACCCACCAGAUCAAGAUUGGAUACAAAUCUGUGACACCCGACCUUCUGACAUAUUUUUCAGCCACUGUCAGAACAAAAAUGAUACACAUAGUGUCUAUGCUGCUGUUACAACCUUUAAACCCGAUACCCCCAUCCAACUACUCAGAAUCAAUGUUGAGACAGCAGAAAAGCCAUUCAUAGCACAAUCGUGGUCAUUGAUACCGCCAGAAACCUUCCCUUCCACAGCAAUUCUUGUCUACACUUGUGGAGGGAGAGUAUUUUGCUUCGCGGGCUCCCGACAUGGCGCAUUCGCGCUUUACAGUCUGACAUCAGAUGAUACUAGUAUUAAAUCUCUGAAAAUUUGGCGGCACGUUCAUGACGACGAAUCAAUAACAUCACUAGGCUUGAAAGGAGACCCUUCACAGAUCGAUGUCAAUACAGGGGCAGCUUCUUCUGUUGAGUUGCUUCUUACAUCAACGGGCCGUAGCGGUGCCUAUAAAUUCCAUAAAGUUUUCAUAAAUACGAAUACACAAGAGUACGAGCUAGUCGAACUAAAUGCAGUUUAUCCAGCCGCCGUCCCGAGGGUAGAAAACUACCGAAAAUUCACGACCAGCCCGAACGGGGGCUAUGAAAUUAUUUACGGUUUCAGAGGUCGUGACUUUGUUCUUUGGAAUCAAACACUCGGACUAGAAGCAGCCAGCUAUGAUUGCGAAGGUGGGAAUCGGAGUUGGGAUUUCAGCUUCGGUGCAGAUGAGGAUACCCAAAGCGAAGGACUUUUCGUAUUCACCAAAUCUAAAAGGUGCUAUAUUGUGGAGUUCAAACAAAUACUCCACAAUCCGCUGUUACAAACACCAUUCCACGGAAGAGAAGUCAAAACUCUUGCUAUCUCGUCUCAAGGGAUCAUAGCGACUGGUGCCGAAGAUACGAUUAUACGACUAUCGUCGCUAGAUCAGGAAACGAAUCAAUUAUUACCAUUGACAUUCCGAAAAACACACACAACUGGACUUCAGGAUCUUGUUUGGUCACCUUGCGGCGGCUGGCUGUUCUCAUCUGGGAGUGUAGAAGAAGUCUACUGCUGGAAAAUAAACACAGAAGCCAAGAUUCAAUCAGGAACGGUUGGUAUGCUACAGGAGGCAGUAUACGAAGUUAGCACCGAGAGUCUCCCAGAUUUGAGGGUCUGUGGACUCGACGCUGCUGCUGUAUACACCGAAAAGGGCGACCAUUACGGGUUCUUAGUCGGCAUGGUCCGUUCGGAUUCCUCCAUAAAAUUAGCGUUAUAUGAUAUCGCAGAAAAGAAGUUUACGACUAUAGCUGAGGGCCACUACAAAACCAGCUGUUUACUUCAGAUACGGUUUCACCUUACGACUUAUGGGGGCAUCUUGAUGCUAACGGCAGGAACGGAUGGACACGUUACAUUCUGGGAUAUUACACAGACAAUGGUUGUUUGUGGCGUAUCGGCCAAAUCAUCAACUGGAUCGAAUUUGGUAGCGUUAUCGUUAAAAGAUCCCCAAGUAUCGGCCUCGGUACCCGAAAAACUGAGAACCGAUCAAUGGAUCCUGUCGCAACCUGUUCACCAGAACAGUAUCAAAGUUCUGGAAUUAUACAACCUAGAAGGGGAUGAGAUUUUGAUGUUGACAGGAGGUGACGAUACUGCAAUAUCUGUCUCGAGAAUCAAAUGCAAAGAAAAUCCUGAAAAGAUGGGUACUAUGAUUAAUGAAAUUACAACUAAGUUGUUGGCAAGAGCACAUGCGUCUGCAGUAACAGCACUUGCUCCAUUGAGCAGCACACUGUCGGUGGUAGACCAUAAAGAACAAGGAAUCGAAUUCCUCAGUUCUAGCGUGGACCAACAAGUGAAGCGGUGGUGCAUUAAACUCAAUGAUGGAACAGCUAUAGAAAGCGUCGAAGUUGUAGAAGACAUAUAUGUCAGCGUUCCCGAUGUCUCGUCCCUCGCGCUUAUUGGCACAGGUGGUAAGGACCGGAGGUUAGUGGUAGGCGGGGUUGGAGUUGAAGUUUUAGAGUUAUAA